UAUGGAUUUAUAGUCUCAGUGACAAAUAAUAAAAACAAUAAAUUAAACCCCUUAUCUGAAACGUCCAUGUAAACAAAACAACUCUUUGGUUGUGUAUACAUUCUUGAAUCCUUAAAGGCAAAGCCUUUCGUGUUAAUCUUCAAACAUUAUGGCCGAUGGUGGUGCAGUUUUCGUUAUUGUUGUUGUUGUUGUGGUGAAGAUAGCAAUCAUUUUAUGUGUAUGCAAUAAACUGAAUCAACGAUCUAAGAUGCAAACGGAACCAUUCCCUAACGACUCCCGUUUUAUUCCGCUCGCCAUGGUUAAAUUCCUGGAUGACAUGGAAAGAGAAAAACCGAUCCGGUUCACCGCUCAACAGCUAAGAAUAGCCACAGAAAACUUCAGCAUCUUAUUGGGUUCAGGUGGGUUCGGGACAGUUUACAAGGGUCUUGUUAGCAACGGCAUAGCUGUAGCUGUAAAAGUACUAAACGGAACCUCCGACAAGAGAAUUGAAGAACAGUUCAUGGCGGAAGUAAGCACAAUGGGAAGAACCCAUCACUUUAAUCUCGUCAGGCUUUAUGGGUUUUGCUUCGAGUCAAGUUUAAGAGCUCUUGUAUACGAAUUUAUGGUCAACGGCUCCCUGGAUAAUCACUUGUUUAAAGCAAGCAAAGGACCGAUUAUAGGGUUUGAGCAGCUCUAUGAGAUUGGUCUGGGAACUGCAAGAGGCAUCGCUUACUUGCAUGAAGAAUGUCCUCAAAGAAUCGUUCAUUAUGAUAUCAAACCAGGAAACAUACUUUUGGAUUCAAAGUUCUGUGCAAAAGUGGCGGAUUUCGGUUUAGCUAAACUCUGCAACAGGGAUAACACUCAUAUAACCAUGACCGGAGGACGUGGUACUCCGGGAUACGCCGCCCCCGAACUCUGGCUACCUCUCCCGGUUUCACACAAAUGUGAUGUUUAUAGUUUCGGUAUGCUACUCUUUGAGAUCAUCGGAAGAAGGAGGAACAUGGACGUGAGACUUGCAGAUAGUCAACAAUGGUUUCCAAUAUGGGUGUGGGGGAAAUACGAAAAGAAAGAGUUGAAGGAUUUGAUGAUGGUUUGUGCGAUUGAGGAGAAGGAUCAUGAAGCUGUUGAGAGGAUGCUUAAGGUAGCACUUUGUUGCGUUCAGUAUAGACCGGACACUCGGCCGGUGAUGAGCAUCGUUGUGAAAAUGUUGGAAGGUGCAUUACCGGUGCCGGAGCCUUUAAAUCCGUUUUCGUAUCUGUUCUCUGGUGUUAAUGAAGUCGAUUAUUCUUUGGCUCGAUUGGCUUGGAAUGAUGGUGGUUCUGAUUGGUCUUCGUCUGAUGUUAACACCAAGUCUACUGUAGUUGCAGAUACACCUCUGAUGAGGAGACAUGAGAUCACAAUGGCAUCGGAGUAAUUAUACUGAACUAUGUAUAGAAGGACAGCCAAAUAUAUCUGGAAGAAAAUAAAUGUAACGUUAUCUUUUGUUUUGCUAUAUAUCAACAACUAAAUCUCUCAUCGUUUUAGAACCAAAUGUGCGCUUGUUUAAUUUGACGUCAAAGGUGUACCUGUUUUAUAUAUGAGCAAAAUAUAAAAAACUUAAAAAUGCA
Messenger RNA from Lactuca sativa (garden lettuce), 1586 nucleotides. RefSeq names its product G-type lectin S-receptor-like serine/threonine-protein kinase At1g34300. Lineage: Eukaryota; Viridiplantae; Streptophyta; Magnoliopsida; Asterales; Asteraceae. Gene Ontology annotation, molecular function: protein kinase activity; ATP binding. The record is from RefSeq and is a predicted model, not a curated record. Gene Ontology annotation, biological process: protein phosphorylation.